This is a messenger RNA of Hyalella azteca, 600 nucleotides long. RefSeq lists its product as uncharacterized. The transcript has 4 exons. The record is from RefSeq and is a predicted model, not a curated record. The coding region runs from base 1 to 600 and encodes 199 amino acids. Lineage: Eukaryota; Metazoa; Arthropoda; Malacostraca; Amphipoda; Hyalellidae.
AUGACGGAGGUGAGUGUACGUCAGACGCAGCUAACUAUAAACCAUCAAGUUGACCGGGCAUUCACGUCCUCAGAGACAGGGUGGCAGUUGGUGUCUGGGGGCAUCACAGUGGCGACGCCUUCCAGUUUGCUGCUGCAGUGCUGUGCCCCGGUGCCCCUGAGGAACGUGGCGCUCGGCAAACCAAGUCGUUCGUCCAGCGAGUUCAGCUCCGAUUUCCUUCCUCAACGAGCAAACGACGGUGUGUUUACUCAGCCAUCCAACAUAUUCCACUCACUGGCCAAUGAUACACUGCCUUUCCUGGUCAUUGAUUUGGGCCUCGAAUAUGUCAUCGAGGCGGUGGCCCUCAUGCCGAGGCUGGUCACUUAUGGAACAAGAUUCGAGGACAUCGAAAUCCGCACUGGACUGACCUACGUGCUGGGUCCUGACUUCAGUACAUACACGCUCCUGGCGCUUUUCCCUGGACCAUCCCCCAACCCCGUAACUUGGGUGACCACAAACCUCACGGUGCCCGUGCUGGGUCGCUACAUCACCGUCCGGAGGAUGGCAGCUCCGGGCGAACCCCUUGAAGUCAGCGAGCUCAUGGUCUACAGUCGCACGUAG